UUUGCCUGUUGCCAGACCAGGCAAGCCGAGGUGGACGCAGGCUAUCGGCACUGACAUUCGAACCGCGAUCACACCAUCGAUUUUUUUUUUAUUUUUUAUUUUUAUAACCCCCCACCUCGUGUCUUUAUUUUUCCGCUGACUUUCCCCGCAGUGUGCUCUACUCCGUAACGAUGAUUUUUAGUUUUCUAAUCCAUCGGACUCUCCGAUGUUGUGCAGUCUACUACACGAAGGCGUGAAUCUUUUGAAUAGAGGUGGAUCUUCCCGGAUACCGUGAGGGUAUAUUAAAUUUAAAAAGAAAGAAAAAAAAAGAAGAGUUUCACGGAAAUCCCCAUCAACAAAAAUGCCGAGGAGGAAACAAGAAGCGCCCAAACGCGCACCAGCCUAUUCUCCUGAGGAACUGACAGAGCACGCUGUGGAGGGUGAGGAGGCAGAAGCAAAUGACCUGCCCUCAGCCCCUCAGGAUGACCUUCCCAUGAAAGAUGAUUUUGAUGAGCAAAGUGUAGGGCCUGUCAAGGACCAAGCAUGUGACCAGGAGUCAACUGGAGCUGCAGAGCUCUCAGGACAGGAGAUGGACAGUGAGUCACAUUUGAGUGAGACCAGUGACCGUCUCUCAGACUUCGAGAGCCCCCCCAGAAAAACUGAGGGUAACCCAGUCGCAGUACCUCUGAAUGGAGGCACUAAGACACCACCUAUCGGUAUGGACACUCUGGAACAAAUGAAGGCUAUCUACUCUAGCUUCUUGAGCAACUCCUUCUGGUCACCACUGAACUUUACUUCCACACAGCCCCAGGCGCAGUCAUCGGCUUCUACGGAAAAGCCAACUCGGAGCAACAGCACUAGUAGCAGUAGUAGCUGCAGCAGCAGUAGCUAUGACUGGCACCAGUCUGCAGUGGCAAAGACAUUACAACAACAUCCUCCCCAGAGUCGUCACCCUCCUCAGUCUGAGCCUAGCCUCUUUAGUACAGUCCAACUCCACAGGCAAAACCCAAAGCUGUUUGGUUCAAUCUUCACUGGGGCCAGUAAGUUCCGCUGUAAGGGCUGUAGUGCUGCUUAUGACACCCUGGUGGAGCUUACAGUUCACAUGAAUGAGACAGGCCACUACCGUGAUGAUAACCAAGACAGGGCAGGCAGUGGUGCAAAGCGCUGGUCCAAACCACGUAAACGGUCUCUAUUGGAAAUGGAGGGGAAAGAGGAUGCUCAGAAAGUUCUGAAGUGCAUGUAUUGUGGUCACUCUUUUGAGUCCCUUCAGGACCUCAGUGUCCACAUGAUUAAGACCAAACACUACCAGAAAGUGCCUCUGAAGGAGCCCAUGGCCCCUGUGGCAGCCAAAAUCAUGUCUUCAAAGAAAAGGGGACUUGUGGGUUUGGACCUCACUGCCUCACCACGUUCUAGAGAAGGAACCCCCAAAGCUAAGCAGCCACAGGCAGACAUGAGUGAGUCCUCACAGAAAUCUUCCACCCUCUAUACCAACUCUAAUAAUCGCUAUGGCCAUCAGAAUGGUGCUAGCUAUGCUUGGCAGUUUGAAUCCAACAAAUUACAAAUUCUUAAGUGCAUGGAGUGCGGAAGUUCUCAUAAUACACUGCAAGAACUGAGAACCCACAUGAUGGUGACAGGACACUUCCUGAGGGUGACUAGUUCUGUGGGAAAGAGAAUUAAAACACUUCCUGAGGCCACCUCCCCCAACCCUGUGAGGGUCACCAGUCCUGCUGAACAGAGGGUCCAGUCUGUCCCACUCGCACCCUCCACCUUCUCUCCUCCCCCUCAUCAAACUACCACAACUCCUCCUGCCACUUCUCCUCCACUUAAAGAGAUUAAAAAGGAGGAGGUUGAGGAGGAGUGCACUAAGGAAGAAGCUGUUGGAAACGACAGACAAGUUUCAGUUUCAGCUGGAAAGGAGGAGGAUUCUGAGAAAGAAGAAAAAUAUGACAUUUCAAAGUAUAACUACCUUACUGAAGAAGACCUGCAGGAGAGCCCUAAAGGCGGGUUUGAUAUUCUCAAAUCACUGGAAAACACUGUGACUUCAGCCAUCAACAAGGCCCAGAGUGGAAAUCCAAGCUGGGGUGGCUACCCUAGUAUUCAUGCAGCCUACCAAUUCCCCAGUGCCCUCAAGCUCCAACCAGGUAGCUUGGAAAAGAAUUCCCCAAUGAAGUUCUUGUUCAAUGGAGGAGAUGGAGCAUUAUCCUCCAUUGCUAAGAACCAGCCUCUCAUUUCUCCCCCACUCACACAGUCCUCCCCUUUCUCCAACAACAACUUUCAAGCGAUGGAGGAUUUAGUGAAAAAAGUGACUGAGAAGGUAGCAAAAGUAGAGCAAAGAGUGAAGCAGCUGUCUCCUAAGAUGGAGAAUCAUCUUUCUCCCUGUAGCAGUGAAGCAGGAGAAUCACAUAAGGGAGGAGAGGCAGACUCACCUAGGGAAUGGAGGGCAGUCACCCCUGCCAAUAGUGACAGGGGAAGCCAUAGCGACAGAGCAUCCCCAGCAACAGAACCCAAGAGAGAGACAGAAGUCAAAUCCCCACUUGCCUCUACACUGAAAUGCAGUACCACCAUUAUCACUGGCCAUACUCCUCCAGAGCAGCCCUUUGUCAACCCUCUAAGUGCUCUUCAGUCAGUAAUGAACAUUCAUUUGGGGAAAGCAGCCAAGCCCUCUUUGCCAAACCAAGAUCCCCUGAGCCUGCUCUCCAGGCUCAGUCAGAGCAUGGCUGAGAGGGCUGCAGUGGCCGCUCCUCCCUCCCAGACCAAAAAGCCAGAAAGUGUAGCUGACAAUAGUUUUUGCCAGCCAAGUGAUGACCAGCCUAUAGACCUCACAAAAGGGAAAAGUGAUAGAGGCAGCUCUGUAUGCCCAGCCCCCCUAACUCCCUCCUCUACAGCCUCCUCCAUCUCCCCCUCCUCUCUUGUUACUCCUGCAAAGCUAACAGUGGUCUCCCCGUACACAUCCAGCAGCCCUCUACAUGAAAAUGCACUGUCCGAUAUCUCAGACAUGCUGAGGAACCUUACACAGUCUCACCAUGUCCCAAAGCCUCCCUCACGUUCUCGCGUCACAGACAGAGCUGAGGUUGUAGGAUCUACCCCAGAUGAUGACGACGCAUCCCUGCACGGCCACAAACGCAAGGGUCGUCACUCCAACUGGAAUCCCCAGCACCUCCUCCUCCUGCAGGCCCAGUUUGCAUCCAGCCUGCGACAGACAUCAGAGGGAAAGUACAUCAUCAAUGACCUCAGCCCACAGGAAAGAAUGCACGUGUCUCGUUUCACAGGCCUGUCCAUGACCACAAUCAGCCACUGGCUGGCAAAUGUGAAGUACCAGCUAAGAAGAACCGGCCGAACCAAGUUCCUCAAGAACCUGGACUCUGGUCAGCCUAUAUUCUUCUGCAGUGACUGUGCCUCACAGAUCCGAACCCCAGCAGCAUAUGUAUGCCACCUGGAGGCCCAUCUAGGGUUCAGAAUCAGGGACCUGGCCAAGCUGUCCCCGAAACAGACUGUCAGGGACUCUCACACUUUCACUGAAAAACUAAUGCCCCUGGAGUCCUUCCUUUCUCCACAAUCACAAGAUGACUGCAGUAGUAAUGGGGCAGUGUACCGUUGCCAGCUCUGUGUCCGUAAAUUUGCCACUAAGCACGCCAUCAAGCUUCACCUCAGCAAGAGCCAUGGGAAGUCUCCAGAGGACCAUCUGCUGUAUGUGUGUGAGCUAGAGAAACACUAAAGUACUCUCAGCAGUAGACACAGUGGGAAACAUGUAGAAUGACUGUUAAAAACAAAACCUAGAAACUGAGAAUAUAUCAAAGUGUGGUAAUGCACAAAGAUGCCACAAACUGCUGUUAAACAUGUCAGCACAAGGUGUUUACAUCUAUUCAGUCUAUAAACAUUUCUGAUUUCCUUGUAUUUCAAAAGACGUUUUCACAUGUCAAAUAUAUAUCGUGGGUCAAAGAUAUUCAGCUUGUGUCAGCUUUGUUGUCUCCCUUACUAUAUGUACACCUUGGGUAAUGAACGAGACGCAACUGAGGACAGACUAUCUCGUGAUCAUGGUGAAUCUCUUGACUAGAAGGCCAGCUAAUAACUUGAAAUGUAUUAACUUUAUUAUAUUUAUUUUGUAUUUCUGUGACUUUAGUUUUAAUUUGCUAUUAGACUGCAUGUUCAGUAAGUUUCACUGUUAAAUUUGUACAGUUCUGUCCUGUCUAGAUUUUAAAAUGCCCCUUCAAACUGGUCAUUUUUAACACCACAAAAUAGCCAAACUCCUUGGACAGCUACUUAAAAGAAUUUGCCAAACAGAAAAAAGGUCUGUGCUUGUUUUGAUAGUUUUCUCUGUACAGCCUAUUGAUUUUUUUUUUUUGUUUUUCUUUUUUUUUUUUUUUGUUUUUUUUUUUGCUGAUUGUAAAAGCUGCCUUGUUCUUUAUCAUCGUGUAAGGGGCACUCCAAAUGCAGGUCUAUGUAAAAAUGUACAUAUAGUGUAUAAGCUUACAACUUGCUGUUUAAAUUAUGCAUACUUGUUAUAUUUCCUAAUUUAAGAGGACUACGACUAUCCACUGGUGCAGAGCCUUUGAAGAAGAUUAAAAAGGACAUUGUUUUGCACAAUAGUUUUAUAAAUGUUAUUUGAUAAAAAAAAAAAUACAAAUAUGUUAAUGCCUUGUGCUUCUAUGAUUAAAUUGAAUUAACUGCUGCAUAAA
Molecule: messenger RNA, 4655 nt
Organism: Sphaeramia orbicularis (orbiculate cardinalfish)
Lineage: Eukaryota; Metazoa; Chordata; Actinopteri; Kurtiformes; Apogonidae
Gene: tshz3a
Product: teashirt zinc finger homeobox 3a
Exons: 2
Coding region: 341-3694 (1117 amino acids)
Biological process (GO): regulation of transcription by RNA polymerase II
Cellular component (GO): nucleus
Molecular function (GO): DNA binding; DNA-binding transcription factor activity, RNA polymerase II-specific
Source: RefSeq, a predicted model, not a curated record